AUGGAAGAAUCCUCAAAGGGAUCACCAGAAAGUGUCAACUCACAACCUCAAACAUCUUCGAAUCAAAUUGACUUAGACCGUUUGGCGCCAGCGACUCAUGGCAGGUCAGAUUCCACCUAUUCACGUAACUAUUCAUUAUUACGUAUCUAUGAAAACGAUUGCACUUCAGAUAAUGGUGAGUUAGAAGGAACUACUGAAGAACAACCGUUGAGUAAUGAUCUUAAUAACACAAUCGAGUCGAGUCAGUCUUAUAUCGAGCCUAUCUGCUCUGGUUCUAUCAACUCUUUAUUGUCUUCAGACUUUGACCGAUAUGGCUUUAAAAAGGCUUCGACUUAUCAUAAAACGACAGUUGACCAAUACAAUAACUGGUUUGGCGAAUAUUCUCAAUACUGUCUUCGCAGGAAAAGAAAGUGGAAUUUAUUGAUGAAAAACAAUGGUCUACAACUAAGCUCAGAAGCAGAUAUUCCUACUAGGUUUCCUCCAAGGUCAGAUAAAGUGAAAAAGAUGAUAAGAAGAGGCAUACCGGCGGAAUGGAGAGGAAAUGCGUGGUUCUUUUAUGCUGGCGGCUACGAAAAGCUCAGUAAAAAUACAGGCGUAUAUGCACAAGUCGUUCAUAAUACACAAGGGAUCAAAAACAAAGACACAGAGGUCAUCGAAAGAGAUUUAAAGAGAACAUUCCCUGAUAAUAUUUACUUUAAUGACACACUUAAGUUCGAGGUCGUAAAUGACAAAGGCGAUGACCCGAACUUAGAAACACCACCUUCCACUGAGUCCAAGAUGAUUCAAUCAUUAAGGAGAGUUCUUGUAGCAUUUGCUCAUCACCAACCUCAAAUAGGAUACUGUCAAUCGUUGAACUUUUUAGCAGGGCUUUUACUAUUAUUUAUGAAUGAAGAACGAGCUUUUUGGCUAUUAGUUAUAAUGACUGAAAGGAUUAUCCCAAAAGUUCAUUCCGCUGACUUAGAGGGUGUCCAUACUGACCAGGGUGUACUAAUGUUAUGUGUGAAGGAAUAUAUUCCUCAAUUAUGGGCAAUCUUAGGUAAAAACUUUGAUGGUGAGGUACUUACGGAAGAUCGAAUUCUCACAAGGCUUCCACCAGUAACGCUUGUGACAUCAUCAUGGUUCAUGUCUGUGUUUGUUGGAGUCUUGCCCGUGGAAUCUACCUUGAGAAUAUGGGAUAUUUUAUGGUAUGAAGGAUCAAAGACCAUCUUCAGAGUUUCUCUUACUAUCUGUAGGAUGUGCUUUGAUAGUCCGGAAUUUCAAAAAGCUAGAACUACUUGUGGUGGAACGGAAAUGGAGCAAAUUGAGCUCUUCCAGUUGAUGCAAAACUUUCCAAAGAGUAUUCUUGAUCCAAACAUUCUAGUAGAUAAUUGUUUUAAAAAAAUCGGAGGGUAUGGAUAUGGUUCAUUAUCGCAAGAGGAAAUUAAUAAAUGUAGAAUAUUUGUUUCCAAACAAAGAGCAAAACUAAAGUCUAAAAAAAACUCUGGGAUAGCUGCAGAGAUGACGGACGAAGAAAGAAAGGCUCUAAUGUCCGGUUCUUUAGGUCCUGACAGCUUUGAUGAUGUGCAUGAUAUAUAUGGUUUCCACAGAUCUAUCAUGAGUGGCAUCACUUGGAACAAACACAUCAGCAACAGGAUGAAAAAAAGGUUUAGUAGAAAGAAAUAG
This is a messenger RNA of Priceomyces carsonii, 1662 nucleotides long. RefSeq names its product Rab GTPase-activating protein. Bases 1 to 1662 code for a protein of 553 amino acids. The transcript has a single exon. The record is from RefSeq and is a predicted model, not a curated record. Lineage: Eukaryota; Fungi; Ascomycota; Pichiomycetes; Serinales; Debaryomycetaceae.